This is a messenger RNA of Vicia faba (fava bean), 630 nucleotides long. The record is from the annotation of a GenBank genome assembly. NCBI's taxonomy places the organism in Eukaryota, Viridiplantae, Streptophyta, Magnoliopsida, Fabales, Fabaceae.
AUGGCGUAUCUGAGACCUACCCUCUCUCAAAUUUCCCUUUCCCAAUCCAAUUUUCCCAGAAAUUCUACAUGGAAUAAUCCACAACACUAUUUUUUCCACAAAAGGAUGCAAAAUUUCAAUUCUUUCAGGGUCUGCUCUAGUUCUAAAGAUACAAAAAACCAAAACAAUGGAGAAGAGCCACCAGAGUCAUUAUUUAUGAAGGAAUUGAAGAGGAGAGGUAUGAAUCCUACAUCAUUGCUUGAGGAUUACAAGCAACCCAACUAUGGACUUGAUGAAGAGGCUUUCGUGAAUGAAGAAGAUAAAAGUUUCCCAAAGAGAAAAGCGGUGUCAACCGAUGUUGAGAGGGGUCUUGAUAAUCAAAGGGAGCGGUCUAUGGCGCUGAACAGCGAAGGUCUUGAGGGCUUGGUGCCUCGAGCUAAGCUUCUAUUGACACUCGGUGGAACGUUCUUCUUAGCAUUUGGGCCGUUGAUCCUCAUAACUGUGGCAUUUUUUUCUGCUCUUUACUUCUAUUUUGGACCGAGUUUUGUUCACGACGGAAGCAAGAUGUCACUAUCAACUCCGCAAUAUGUGGACCCUUACGCACUCUUAGAAGAUGAAAGAAUAUCUCAGAUCGCGCCUCGGCUAAAUUAA